This is a messenger RNA of Phytophthora sojae, 798 nucleotides long. RefSeq lists its product as hypothetical. The record is from RefSeq and is a predicted model, not a curated record. The transcript is spliced from 3 exons. The coding region runs from base 1 to 798 and encodes 265 amino acids. Lineage: Eukaryota; Oomycota; Peronosporomycetes; Peronosporales; Peronosporaceae.
AUGCCAACGCUUCAGACUCCGACGAGACGACCGACUGGCACAACGCUGCUGAGGUCUUGGCCAACGCCCUCCUUCACAGACGCUCAGCGCUUCCGCGUGGACGAGGACUACGCGCUCAGCAGCCACUGGAACGGCGGCAACCUCAAGAACGCAACCCUCAAUCCACUCAACGUGAGUGUCGACCACAAGAUCGUCUUUGCUCCGCACGCGCACGCGCACGGCGUCCGCCCUCAGAACUACUUCUACACACCAGACAGCAACUGCACGGACGACGUGGAGCACAAGCUCGGCUGCAGCGACUCGCACUUUGCCUGCAGCUCGUACGAGCACAUUUCGGUGCCGGAGACGUUGCUGCACUACGAGGUCGCUAUGCGCGAGGCGUUGGGCGAUCUGCGCGCUCAACGGAAAAUUCCGCUCGUGUUGGGCGCCUUUAGCGGUGUCUAUGGGGUGGCGCAGCCCCAUCAAACGGCCGUGCUGGACUAUCUCAUCGACUUGGCCGCCUCGCUUCAAGGCGGAUACUUUUACGCCUUGAAUCCGGACGUCGAGAGAUACUCGGAGGACUCGGGGGACGGCCAAGCUGGGACGAUGGCGGUGACGCACUACGGGUUGAUGCAGACGUCGUCGUGGCAAGAGCCGUACGCCGACCUGCUUGAAGCCCUGCAACGGAUUCCUUCGACGGAGAUCCCGUGCUUUGGCGGCAAAGAGAGCAGCGGCGGCAGCUCCGUCCCAGCCGCCAACAGAGACGCUGCGUUCGCGCUGCUCGUUAUCAGCCUUGCAUUUUUUUUAUGUGACCCAUGA